AUUGGUUUCGGGAUUUUCAAUGGAGCUUGUGGCUCUGGUGGAUUCUCGGUUUCUUCGUGUUUUCAUUCUGAAGAGUUUCGGAAUCCGUGGAUGUCUUUCGGUGCUGGAAGUCGUGCUCGAGCUGCUCGAUUCCGUCGGAUUGCCCUGGAGAUUUUGAUCGACCUCAAGCAAGAUCAGAAUCGAUCAGGGGAAAUGGGAAUACUGGAUGGAAGUGGAUGGAAGUGGAUGGAAGUGGAUGGAAGUGGAUGGAAGUGGAUGGAAGUGGAUGGAAGUGGAUGGAAGGCGCGAGUCAUCGUGACUGCGCUUUUCCGCUUUCCCUUUUGCUGGCUUUCCCUUUUCGCCCUUUCUGAGCUCGGGGAAUCCCACAAUCUCUUUCCUGGUUGA
This is a messenger RNA of Darwinula stevensoni, 384 nucleotides long. The record is from the annotation of a GenBank genome assembly. NCBI's taxonomy places the organism in Eukaryota, Metazoa, Arthropoda, Ostracoda, Podocopida, Darwinulidae.